AUGGCCGAAGUCGAAAGCACCGUCGCAGACGACUCGUUCGUACACUCCGAACCUCAAGAUGAGCAGCAAACCCAUAACAUGACGGUUGGCACGCGACGCCAGGCAAACGGUACAAUCGGCUCCGUUUACUCGGGGAACAAAAUCAGGCAUCUCAAGAAGGAGGAUGGAAUCCCGUUAUGGCGCAAGGACAUCCAGCAUCAGUUUCUCAAACUUGUCUUCGAGGACAAGACACCCGUCUUCACUCGUUGGCCAGACGGACAGAAGGGCCUGGACUUUGCGGAUGUCUACAUCGAUGCUAUGGCAAAGAGUAGCAAAACGAGUAAAAUUCUGAAGGAUAAACUUCAAAACGAUAAGCAGGCCGCCAUCAGCAUGGCGAUGGUCUGUCUACUGGUGAAUUUCGGACGCAUGAAUACCACACUCAACUUUUUCCCUGAAAUGCGUGCUCAACUGCGGACUUAUCACUCUAUCCCUUCCUUGCAAGCCCACCAGGACCCCAAUGCCUACAAACAGCUACAAGAUGCCCCGCGUCUGAAGUCAAUCCUUAAGGGAGCAUCAGAGGAUGUUGAUCAGCCGAAUACGCUCGAUAAGAUCAAACGUCAGAGAAUUCCUCGGACAAACCCGGUCCAUCUUAUUUUCGUUAUGGCCCAGUACGCUCCCAAGGUAUCUGAAUUGCACUUCUUCCCUCCCCGCGACUUUUUCGACUUAGUCAUGAGAUCUACGCUCAGCAGCAAGAGUCGUGCGAGGGCCUUCUUGUGGUUGAUGUGGUGGUAUUUAGAGAGUGACUUCUCGCCUGAGGCAGCCCUGAACAACCCAUUCGGCCCCGGUCUGGAUGGUGAAGGAACUGGGGGUCUGCCAAUCAAAGUACCAAAUUUUGAGAGUCUCACUGAAGAGCAGGCAAACGAAGAAAAUGUGGACACACAGUCCGAAAUCGAAUAUGGAGAAGCCAAACGCUUGGAGCGUAAACGUAUCUUGGAAGAAGAAGAGCCAAUCCCAAGGAUAACUAAACGGUCUAAGAAAAGCCUCCUGGAGCCUGGAUAUGACGAUGACCAGGUUUCAGGCGAUCUUUCUAGCCGAGGGGAUGGCCUUGGAGGUCGUGGAUCUGCUAUGUCGACCCCAUUGCACCCCUCGGCCAAACGCUAUCCGGAUGACGAAGAUGACUAUCUAACCCCGGGACAAUCUGCCCGUUCCCGAUAUAAGCGACCCAAGCGGGAUUCAUCUCUUAAUCGUUCUGUUGGUUCUGGUCACCCGAUUCUCAAUAGGUUUGUUCCGGAGCCUACUUUGCCCCAACAGAGCUCUUCCCGCCGUCCCCGCCCGCUUACCCAGCAUCAGCUGGCUGUGGAGCAAAACAGGCGGCAGCGUAUUGAAUACAUCCUCGCCAAGCGGAAGAAUGAGGCUUACCGGCUCCUCCGCGCGAAACGUGAAACCGAAAUCCCGUUCCACCGCUAUAAUCGCUUGCUGCAGAAUGUCCCCGAUAACUACGACACGGAAGAUGAGGAACACUCGUGGGGCAAGGGGGGCUUGAUUCCCAACCCCGAAGAAGAGGAAGAUUACGGCGAGUGUGCCAGCUUCUACUUGUCCGUCAUUCGUAAAGCCGCAAGGCGACUAGACCGGUGGGACUAUGAAGAUGCCAAUGGUCCGAGGAGAGACCGAAAAAGGGAGAGAGAAGAGCGACAGAAGGCAAGACAAAGCGGAAUUGGUCUUGACACGGACCUAACAGGGCGUGUGCCCACCUCUGCACGUAGCAGAGCUCGAGCUGCGCGUAAUGCCAAGCGCAAGCUCGCUGGUGCAACUACGGAUGCCUCUACGGCUGCGACUCCCAAAACUAAGAGCACGUCGGCAUCUCGUUCCAAGAACAACCGGAGCCGUACAAGCCGUCCCACUGGGGAUGCACUGGCAGCUGCUGAUGGUGCUACUAAGGAUGGUCUUGAGGCGCCAUCUCAAGACCAGGAACUGUCAUCCAUGCCUGGGGAUAUGGACGGUGAAGCGGAAGGCCUUGAUGACAUUGACCGCGAACUUCUUGGCGAGGGAAGCGGUGAGGAGGAUGAGGGUGUUUCUCGAGGGCCUCUACCUUCCCGUCCUGCGGAGCCAGGCUACGAAGAUAGUUUCAUCGGCGAAGGUGUGGAUGACGAUGCAGACGCGUUAUCUUCGGAUGAGAAUGAUGAUGAAGCAGAUGAAGAUGAUCUUGAGGAAGGAGAAGGGGACGUUGAUGUUGAAGGUGAUGGUGACGAAAACUCAUCCACAUUUGAAGGCGGCAAUGGAUAUGCCGCCAGUGAGGCUUCGUCAGUUGCUGGCGAUGCCGCUGAUAAAAGCUUGGAAAGGCGAACGGGAGAGAAAGACGAAGAAUCCCGAGGUGAUCAUUGA
Messenger RNA from Aspergillus oryzae RIB40, 2361 nucleotides. RefSeq names its product putative INO80 chromatin remodeling complex (Ies1). Bases 1 to 2361 code for a protein of 786 amino acids. NCBI's taxonomy places the organism in Eukaryota, Fungi, Ascomycota, Eurotiomycetes, Eurotiales, Aspergillaceae. The record is from RefSeq and is a predicted model, not a curated record. The transcript is spliced from 5 exons. Gene Ontology annotation, cellular component: Ino80 complex.